AAGAGAGAUGUUAGGAGUGGACGGAAACCUAACAGGACUCAAAACAUGAAGUGACAUGAGAAGUGGGACCUCUCAGUGUGAAGCCUUGGACCGGACACGACGGAUGAAGGACUGAAGACGUUAAAAGGUGAAAGAGUAGGAAGAAUGGGUUGCAUCUACAGCAGUGGGAGGAUGAAGGAGCAGGGACUGGGUACAGAGCCAGGAGGAAUCCCCGUGGAGGCAGGACCUCAGGAACAUCCUGAGAUCCUUCAGCUUUCUGAGAUAUCCAAAGCAGGGAGUCACACCUUCACAGUGAAGAGUUUUAACAAAAGUCGUGUGUGUGAUGUGUGUGAGCAGAACAUCAACAACCCUGGAGUUUUCUGCAAAGCGUGCAAGUCUGCAGUUCACAAGAUGUGUGAAGCCAAGGUGUCUGCCACCUGCACCCCGGUGCCUGACCUGCACAGUUCCACCAAAUCCACAUUGCCGAAGAAGAGAGGCUCUAUGCCAAGAAGUAAAAGUCUGGAGCAAGUGAUGGAGUGCCACUACGACUUUGACCUAAUCUACAUCACAGAGAGGAUCAUCUCCGUGUUCUUCCCGCCAGAGCUGGAGGAGCCAUGUUACCGCAGGAACCUGCAGGAAGUGGCCUCCAUGCUCAAAUCCAAACACCAAGACAAGUUUCUGCUUCUAAAUUUAUCCGAAAAAAGACACGACAUCAAGAGACUUAACCCAAAGGUGCAGGAGUAUUGCUGGCCCGAUCUUCACUCCCCUCCUCUGGACAGGAUCUGUGCCAUCUGUAAAGCCAUGGAGACUUGGCUGACCUCUGACCCCAACAAUGUUGUGGUCCUUCAGUGUAAAGGAAACAAAGGAAAGAUGGGGGUGAUUGUGGCAGCGUACAUGCACUACAGCAAGAUCUCAUCUGGAGCAGACCAGGCUCUCACCACACUGGCCAUGAGGAAGUUCUGCGAGGACAAAGUCUCUUCUUUUCUCCAGCCAUCUCAAAACAGGUACAUCUACUACUUCAGCGGUUUGUUGUCCGGUUCCAUCAAAAUGAACAACAGUCCUCUGUUCCUUCAUCAGAUACUUAUUCCCUCUCUGCCAAACUUCCAAACAGGGGGAGGAUUUUAUCCUUUCUUGAAAAUCUACCAGUCUUUAAAACUGGUUUACACCUCAGGCAUCUAUGAUCCUCAGAGCUCCAGGGCAAGAAAGCUGAGUGUGACUAUGGAGCCGGCUCUGCAGUUAAAGGGGGACAUCAUGGUGAAGUGCUAUCACCGGAGCAGCAGAGCAGCAGAGCGGGAGGUGGUGUUUAGAGCCCAGUUCCAUACCUGCACUGUCCAUGGUGCUCAGCUGUGGUUUGGCAAGACAGAGCUGGACAUAGCCUGCACGGAAGACAGAUUCCCUCCAGAUGCCACAGUGGAGUUGAUCUUUGAGAACGGAGCAGAGAAAAUUAAAGGUCGAGAAUUCUGCAAAAAUGACGCUUCCAUCAAAGUAGACUACGACACCUCAGACCCUGUGGUCCGAUGGGAUUCCUAUGAAAACUUCAAUCUCCACCACCAAGACAGCAUGGAAAAUAUCGCUCAUACACGAGGCCCUAUCGAUGGCAGCUUGUAUGCACAAGUGAGGAAGCGUCGUGGACCAGGUUCCCCAGCCUCACCCAAUGGAUGCCUCAAUACAAGCCCAACUGUGAAACCUCAGUCCGCCUCCAAGUCCCGGUCUCUUACCUUCAACUCCAAGUCCAGUGAUUCUACAGUCCCCUUGGGUCAUCUGACGGAAGCCUCUCCAACCAGAAACUGUCAUGAAAGAGAAAACAAUGACUGUCCACAGAGGAGAGGGGAUGUUGAAGACAAAGCAAAGGAAAAGAUGAGAGGGAAAGAAAGUGAUAGAGAAACAGCUAUUUUGGAUGAUGGAGACCCUUCAAGUCCUGGAGUUUUAAGGCGAGAGCACUCUUGUUGCAAUCCAGUGGCCACAAAAUGUAGUGAUAUUGGAUGGGAACGGGACAGAGAGCUCUGUCUUCCCAGUAGUCACUGUCUUGGACAUUGCAACAGUAUUAAAAAGCAUCCAAAAAGUCAAACACUGCCAGCUUUGCCAUUAAAGUCUUUUUCACCUACUCAUCAUUCAGCUCACAUGGAAAUCUGCCACCGCCAUAGCACCCAACCUUUACCUGAGUUACCAUGGGAACGUCCGCUUAAUCCUCCAUCCUUGCCCUGUCUCCAAAGGCCAUACUAUCCCUAUCCAACUCCUGAACACAGCGUCAGACACAGCCACACACUACCGGCCUCAAACAGACACUGCACUGGAGAAGAAUGUCCCCUCCUUCACUAUUCGAGCCAUGGACCACGGUCUAACCCCUCCCAGCAGCUAAAACGCAGUAGUCCUUACAGAGAAAUAUUUCUCAGCCCUCCAACAUCAUCCUCUUAUUGCUCCUGUCAGGACUGCUCCAGCAGGCGGGAGCAACAAUCAGCCUCAUUCAGAAUAUUUCACCAACCACACCCAGACCAAUCAGGAAACCCACACUGGUCCCAAGGUUUUGGGCUACAACAAACGAGAGAAGAGCCUCCAAUAUGGGAAACUGAAAAACCAUGGGGCGUGAAAAGAGAGGCUGAAUUCUGGCAGUGUAAACCAUCUAUGCCGGUAUUUCACCUCUGCCACUCUACUCUGGAUCAGGAUCCAAACCCAGAGCUACCUAGAUUGGCCAUUGCACCUCAUCAGAACUACCCCACCCCUCAAUCACUGAUAGAUGUAAGAGAUGGGGCAAGCAGUGGAUACCACUCUCCUCCUCAGCCGCGAAACUCCUGCCUCUGCUCUUCAUAUCAGUCAUCCCCAUCCGAAGGCCGUGAAAGCCGAGGUUAUGCCUCAGGAUAUCACUCUGGAUCAGCCUCACCUAUGCUUGCAAGCAGUCCAUCUCCUGCCAGAGGAGGGUUGCCUGACGUGCCUUUGGGACCAGGGAACCCGGCACAUACUGAUCAGCACAAAGUGGAUAACACGAAGACAUAUGCUGUAGAUGAGAUAUCUCAACGAUCAGAGGGUAAAUCUGACUCUCGUGGUCAGCCAAGCACCCCUGGAGUGGACUCUGAUCAUGACUACACUCUCAUUGGUAGCAACAGCCCAACUCACACAGAGGACCGCCUAACUGCUGACAGCGCCAUUCAAAGCCGAGGAUUUGCUACACAUCUGGAGUUCAACACAAGCAGCAGCAAGUCUAUCACACCAGUGCCAUCAGAGGCACAAACACAAUCUCCAACAUCUGCAGACUCCACACAACUGUCAAACGAGUCCUCUCUAUGUGCUAAUGAUAAGCUCGAAGCAGCUGAGAUCACAUCAAGUACAGGUGGACAUUACCGACCAAAACCUUCAAGCUAUGCUACCGUCAUCAUCACUCCAGUUCAAGUGCAACUUAACGGGUCAGCCCUUCCAAUCGAUGUCCCAUCUGAUUGUUCCAGAGCUAAAGACAUGACACCUUCUGCCAAUCUAACGUCUUGCUCCUCUGCCACUCUGCCAAGUUCUCCAGCUGGCUCUCCAGAUCUUCAGUCAUCUGCUGCUGACACAGCAGGACAUAGAUUGACCCCAGACAGAGAUACCGCCACCAAACCUCCAUCCCCUGUACCUGAUGGAUACCACACCCCCACCUUUCCUUUAGCAUCCUCCUACUACUCAUUACUAAACGUUCCUCAUGUACCAUACACUGGAUACACGGCCGUAACGAUCCCCACCAUCCAGCCGCCGCUUCCAGAGAAGAAACGAUUUUCCUCUAAUGCAGCAUCUCUGAAUGGACACAACGCUUUGCUCCAGGCCUCCUCAGGUCCUUCCCCGAUGCACCAUGUAACUUUCUCUAUCAGUGCAGCCGAAGAACGGAGGGGCUCUGCACUGCACAACUGUGCAGAGGAGGCAGAUAUCAGGGUGAAUGCUAAGUUUGUCCAAGACAGCUCCAAGUACUGGUACAGGCCAGGAAUUACCAGAGACCAAGCCAUAGCUGUGUUGAAGGACAAGGAGCCAGGAACUUUUCUUAUUAGAGACAGUAACUCAUUCCAAGGAGCUUAUGGCUUGGCUCUCAAAGUGGCCACCCCUCCGCCUAACGCCAACACCACUGGAAACACAGGGGAUCCUCAGGAACAGCUGGUGAGACACUUCCUCAUUGAGACAGGGCCACGGGGAGUGAAGAUCAAGGGCUGUCAGAAUGAGUCCUACUUCGGGAGUUUAUCUGCCUUGGUGUACCAGCAUUCAAUCACUCCCAUUUCUCUGCCAUGUGCCCUUCAAAUUCCAGAAAAUGAUCUGGUUGGGGAGCUUCAGGACAUGCAGAGUGCAACAAAUACCAGUACAGCAGCUGAACUCCUUAAACAAGGAGCAGCCUGCAGUGUGCUCUACCUGAACUCUGUAGAAACAGAGUUGUUAACGGGACCGGAGGCUGUUUCCAAGGCAACUAAAUGUACAUUGGCCCUGAGUCCACGUCCAGUGCCAACGGUGGUCCACUUCAAAGUGUCCUCCCAAGGGAUCACACUAACUGACAGUAAAAGAAGACUGUUUUUUAGGCGUCACUACCCAAUCAACAGUGUUACUUUCAGCAGUCUUGACCCCCAAGAUCAGAGGUGGACUAAUUCUGAUAGCACAUCAAGCAAGAUGUUUGGUUUUGUGGCGCGGCGGACCGGAACGACUUCAGAGAACGUGUGCCACCUGUUUGCUGAGAUGGACCCUGAGCAGCCAGCUGUGGCAAUUGUCAACUUUAUCAAUAAAGUAAUGCUGGGACCACAGCUACGAAGAUGAAGAACAAAUUGAAACUAUGCAUUAUAACGCAUCAGGAGGCUGUAGCAGGAUUUUUACAUAAUUUUUAUGAAAUUUUAAUAUUCAGUUAAAGCCUUUUUGUUUGUUUUAAUGUGAGUGGCAGCUUUACAUGUAACUUUAUGGCUGUUUGUUUAUUAAAGGUCAAGGGGACAAUGGAUUGUUUAGAAGUCAGUGUGAAAAGUAAAGAGUUACAGAUUAAUAGUGUGAAAUGCCAAAGUGUGACUUAACAUUGCCAAAUGAGAUUGUAACCUGAGUUUAAUUUGGUUUCUGUGUUGUUGUUGAUUUUGUAUUAUUAUUAUUAUGUAUGUUUCUGAAUCCUGCACAAAAUGUAAAACUAACUUCACAAAAUGCAUGUGGGAAAAUCUGUUCACCACUUCAUAAUGGUUUCAGUAUUUACAGUAAAAGAGAUAAAAGGGGAAAUGAGUUACAAAUGCAGCUGAGUUUUUACAAUAGUUUGAGACAAAAAACGUAAGUGAAAAAAAAGACGCAAGUGAUUGAGUUUAAAGUGUUAUGAUAUUGACAAAAAUGAUUUUUGGCUCCCGAUAAAUAAGGGUUGCAUGUAUUGGCAGCAGUAUUUUUAAAGAUGUGGUUCACUUGUUUAAUCAAUACAUUUGCAGUGGUAUCUGAAGCGGUGUGGAGAGCACUGAUGCUCUUGUUUCAGGAAGUAGAAGUGAGCCACAUCAGAGCUGAGCUUCAGACGGCAGAUUUUGGAGUCUUAUUUCCUGAUAUUUGACAUCUUGCCUCAGAUUGAAGAACACGAAUGUGGCUCUACUACUGACUCUGUUUGCUUUGAAACAUUGAUGUUUUAUCUCCACAAAUAACACAAGACUGGAAGAGUUCUGCCAUGUUGUGUAGUAGCUAAUGCUAACAGUUAGCUUCUAAUAGCCGAGACAUUAGCUGUGUCUCAAUUCAGGGUCUGCACCCUUCGAAGGACCCAGUCUACUCGGCCGAUGUGGGCUGGGUCCUCUGCUGUUCUUCUGCUUUCUUCUGUAUUCUGCUGUUUCCUGGACACUAAACCAACAACAGCCCUUUCCUGUUGCGAGUCAAAAUGGAUGAGUCCAUAAACGUUAAGUGACAGUUUGACAUAGAUAUGUCAGGGUUUUCAAAUCCUUGCGUUUCACUGUUUCUCUCAGAAGCUCAUGCAGGAGAUAGGUGUAGGAGACUAUUUUCAUGUCACUAUGGGUGAGCAAUUAAUUAAAAAGUGUUAAUUUUUUUCAGUUAAUCACACCUUUAUUAAUUAUACAUAACUUUAAAUAUACACGGGUUUUAACAGUUGGUUUAUUAAUUUCUUUGUUAAAGCAAAAUGGAAACAGUUUACAGCACAGACAGCUUCAUAUUUUCUACAUGGAUGGUAUUUUUUUCUUCAUAUUCAAGAAAAACUAACACUCUUUCUGAAACAUUCUAACCAAAUUCACAUCCAAUUAAAAUAAAAUUAUUUACAUUAGAAUUUAUAGAAACUGGAAAAGCAAAGGUGAAACUCUGCAUUGUUUAUUACGAAUAAACCUCAUUUUUGUGAAGAAAAUGUAACAUUUUGAUGUCACAAAACAAAUACCCUGACUGUAAACGAGUGCAAUUCAAGUAUUACAAAACGCUUUAAUAGAAAAAAAAUCACUUAGAACCAAAGUUGUGUUGUGUAAAGGAUUUUCAGAUAUAUUAGAUUUUUUUUGUAUCCUUAUAUUUAUGUUAUAUGUCAUUUUCUAUACACUGAGGCAGUAUUUAGAUUAUUUCAGCACAAUCACAAUUUUUCAUAAAGGUUUUCAUGUAAAAGAAGUAAUAUAUUUGAAGUCUUUGAAGAGUUGAAAAAAAAUAAAACAAUUGUAAUUGACUUGUAAGAAAAAUAAUUAAACAGAUAUAUGCAAACCAGAAUAA
Molecule: messenger RNA, 6621 nt
Organism: Nothobranchius furzeri (turquoise killifish)
Lineage: Eukaryota; Metazoa; Chordata; Actinopteri; Cyprinodontiformes; Nothobranchiidae
Product: tensin-2
Biological process (GO): peptidyl-tyrosine dephosphorylation
Cellular component (GO): focal adhesion
Molecular function (GO): protein tyrosine phosphatase activity; protein binding
Source: RefSeq, a predicted model, not a curated record